Malaya genurostris is the source of this 1631-nucleotide messenger RNA. RefSeq names its product syntaxin-5 (gene Syx5). Gene Ontology annotation, cellular component: Golgi membrane; endomembrane system; SNARE complex. Gene Ontology annotation, molecular function: SNARE binding; SNAP receptor activity. The coding region runs from base 255 to 1499 and encodes 414 amino acids. The record is from RefSeq and is a predicted model, not a curated record. Lineage: Eukaryota; Metazoa; Arthropoda; Insecta; Diptera; Culicidae. The transcript has 3 exons. Gene Ontology annotation, biological process: vesicle fusion; endoplasmic reticulum to Golgi vesicle-mediated transport; intracellular protein transport.
GACACAGAAAGAAACGUCAUUUUAGAAAGUGAAUUAACUGGAUUCCACGUCAUUUUUCCAAAAUAAAUUCUUCAAAAAGUUUUUUUCAGUGAUAAAACAAACCAAAAUUAUCUCCAAUUUGUGUUAUUCAGUCAAUUUACAAUCAAUGCAUUACGACCAAUAAAUUCUCACGAGGCAAUAUUGAAUUAUUGUUGAACUAAGACAAAACAUCGUUUCCAAAGUUUCGAUAACCAUUCGAAUGUUUUGAUUAUGAGAUGCAAUCUAGAGCUAGACGUCGCUUUGGUCCAGUGGAAACAAACGAUUCGUUCUGUGGAGUAGCAAUAGGGGACACGGACAAUAGUACUGAUCAAAAGAUCGUAGAGGAAUAUCAAGAAAAAUCCAAGUAUCCUGUAGCUAGCUGGCUGCCUUCUAUUCCGCAGAAGUUCAUUUCAAGUGUAAUCAGUCCUAGAACUACUGAAAAUUUUUCUGGAAAAAGUAACAAACAAACUACUCCUAUUGCUACUGGAAGGGAGUCCUUUUUUAUUGAGGAAGAAGAUAAAGAGAACGAACCGGAAUUCAUCAUGACAGCAAGAGAUCGUUCGUCCGAGUUCGCAAAUGCGAUAAGAUCGCUACAAGGACGUAAUAUACAACGAGCAGUUAAUGUAAGGGACCCCAGGAACGCGAAGCAACUUCAAAGCUAUUCUGAGUUUAUGAUGAUUGCCAAGCAUAUAGGAAAGAACAUUGCCAGUACUUACACCAAACUUGAGAAGCUAACAUUGCUGGCAAAACGGAAGACUUUAUUUGAUGAUCGACCAGCAGAGAUUCAAGAACUUACCUACAUUAUCAAAGGCGAUCUGAAUUCAUUGAACCAACAAAUCGCGCGUUUACAGGAUGUUUCCAAGUCGCAACGAAAAUCGACAACCGGAAAGCAUCUUCUAUCACAUUCCUCUAAUAUGGUAGUUGCAUUACAAGCCAAACUAGCAAAUAUGAGCUCCGAUUUCAAGCAGGUCCUGGAGGUGCGCACGGAAAAUCUUAAACAACAAAAAAAUCGUCGUGAUCAGUUCAGUCAAGGUCCCAUUUCCAGCAGUCUUCCGCCGUCAGCCAUGCGUGGAUCUACCCAAGGUAGUCUUCUUUUGCAAGAACACCAAGAUCAAAUUAGUAUUGACAUGAACACUUCCGGGGGCUCGGAACGAGUACCACUUCUGCAACAGCAGCAGAUGGUACUGUACGAUGAAUCCGAUAGCUAUGUACAAGAACGUGCGGAAACCAUGCAGAAUAUUGAAAGCACGAUUGUUGAACUUGGUGGUAUAUUUCAACAACUGGCACAUAUGGUUAAAGAACAGGAGGAAAUGGUUGAACGUAUCGACACCAAUUUACAGGACGUCGAAUUAAACGUUGAAGCGGCGCAUAGCGAAAUUCUGAAAUACUUCCAAUCGGUGACAAAAAACCGUUGGUUAAUGAUAAAGAUUUUUGGUAUUUUAAUAAUGUUCUUUAUCUUCUUUGUUAUAUUUUUGGCGUGAAUUGGCUUGUGAUGAAUAUUAGUUGAUACUUUGUAAUGUAUACUUGAAGUAACGAUACGGUGGACAUGUUAGUAAAUUGUCACGUUAAUGUAAAUAUUCUAAUCGAUUUAUAAAAAAAGCUUAUGAAAACAA